Molecule: messenger RNA, 985 nt
Organism: Myripristis murdjan (pinecone soldierfish)
Lineage: Eukaryota; Metazoa; Chordata; Actinopteri; Holocentriformes; Holocentridae
Product: transmembrane protein 238-like
Exons: 2
Coding region: 134-688 (184 amino acids)
Source: RefSeq, a predicted model, not a curated record
AGUGACGUCACGGCGGGGGCGGGCUCUGCCCACAGGUGAGCGGCCACACAGGUGUAAGGUGGGGAAAUGUGCGUCCUGAAAAACAAGUUAAACUCUUCCGUGCCGUUACUUGAGCUCCAAUCUCUCCUUCGGCAUGGCCCACAACUGCGUGGGGAAGUGUGCGCCGUUAUUUUUCCUCGCCAUAGUCUUUGACGUCGUGGGUCUGGCUGUGCUCCUGGUUGGGAUUUUCGCCAAUCUGCACCUGGACGGCCAGUUCUAUGGGGAUUUCCUCGUCUACACGGGCUCGCUCAUUAUUUUCCUCAGCCUGGUCUGGUGGCUUUUGUGGUACACCGGGAACAUCCAGGUGUACGCGGAGGACGUGGACACCAGGAGCGCGCUGGACAUCAACUUUACGCACUGGGCCAGGAAACUGUCCGAGCGGCUCUCCAAAAGCGGGAUGAAUCCUCUGGAGGCAGGGGAGAAGAAGAGCAUGGGGAACGGGGUGGCGAUAAAUGGGACGCUGCCCGUUCACACACCGUCUCGGAUUACGUGGGAAAACAGCAGCGCCCUGUCGGGUCACGACAACAAGGGAUAUGAUGGAGCCGGUGACAGCAGCGCUCCCUGUGACAAAACCGUGGAGCUGGGGGUUUUGAAGAGCUCAGACGUGGCUCUGCAGACGGCGGAUGACAAAGCAGAAAGGCUUCUCUGACGGGAGCUGGUGAAGGUCUGACUUUCUGGUUUUAAAGGAUGGACUUUCUCCUUGGACUGCUGUCCCCAAAAAUAUCCAAAAGACUGAAAACUUUUAGCCUGUGAACUGCAGACACUUUCAUUAGACUGUUUCUCAUUCAGGGAAAAGCCCUGCACCCACAUGAAGAAAGAAGGGCUUGUGCACAGAGGAAGAAAAGGUCUUAAAUGAACAAUGUACAUAGCGAGAUUUCUAUUUUUAUGUGUCCACUUUGUGACAGAUGUGAAUUAUUUUUCUUUGAAUAAAGUUUUCACAGAAAAG